GGACGUCGUUGUCAAGGAAACGCGUCGUCGGUUGCUAACGUGUACACAGACAAGUGGGACAGCAAGAAAGUCUCCACUUAGCCGAGUUAUUUCUAACUUUUAUCACCGGCAGACCUGAUGUUAGUCCUCAGAAGAAGUGUGUGUCAUAUGGAGUGUCUCCUUUGCCAGUUUAUUUACGCACCGAGAAUGGUUAAAUUAAUUAUUAGCACCGCUGACGUUAGCAGAUGAACUAACUACCUACCGGUUAGCUGAGUUAGCAUCUAGGCUAGCACACCUGAAUAUCUGUCGAACUCGGAGGAUGCAGCUUCUUCAGGACAACUUCUUCUACCACUCAAAUCCAAGGUUAGGAGCUGAUAAAGGCCUCGGAAAUGAGAGACAGUUGCUGGUUGAAGAGCAGAAGUUAUGCAGGGCAAGAGCUCGUAAGUUUUCCCUGGAAACAAACCGACGUCGGAGAGCUUUGGAGGAAAGACGGAAGCAGUGGGACGUUCAGGAGCAAAGGCUGAGAGAAAACGUCCUCCAGCAACGUAGACAGCGAGUUCAGGACGCCACCGAGCGCUUCCAAAGAGCCCACCUACCUCCAUCUCAGAGGAGAAGACAAUCUUUUAGAAGGAACAUGCCAAGUAUUGAAGAUGCACUCAAUCAAAUUAAAGGCAGCUUGACUUCAUAUAACCGACAGUCCUCGUUCUUAUCCAGCAACUGUAGCAUCAGCAGAAGCUGCACUCCUUCUCCUAAACCUCCCCCGAAGUCUAAACCCUCCCAACGCCAAGCUUUCUCUGCCGUGGAGGCCUACACCAAACUACUGCAGGAAAAAAGCACGAUCCUCCUCAGAAACAGUCAAGAAGCUCCAAGGAGUCCGGAGAAACAACUCGACUACAGCCCACAGGAUAGUCACGUGUCCGACUGCUGUAACUCGGAAAGCCUCUCCAGUAAGGACAGUCUGGACGGCGAGGACCACAACCACGUCAUAAAAAGCCUGGAGUCGUCCUGUUCAUCCCUGCUGUUUGACACAGACAAGUCCCAUUCAGACCUGAGAAAGCAAAAUGACCCGUACCCAUUGUCCGACCACACAUCUUUCCCGGCAAUGAUGCUUCUCGGCGACACUUUACCACAACCGAGAAAACUGCAUGAGCUCAAACAGAAAAAACAAGAAGACUCUGAAGGGCUCAACAACAGGACGCGUGUUCCCAGGGCUUCUUGGGACUUCACAUCUAUCGAGAAAACACCCAAAACGGAGACACAGCCUCCACUGCAAAACGCCACUUUAUUUACUCUCUGUGAAAUCCUCAGUGCAGACACAGGGCAGAGUGAGAUAAACUCAAAGCAAAACAGCCCCAGUGACAACUUCAUUGUCUCAAAUAGAAUCCCUCUUGGCAACACAGUACUCGAGUCUUCGUGUACUAAACAAGAGGCCGUGUUGGAUCUGAGACAACAGAGGGUCCACAAUGAAAGACAAUCGAAGCAUCCGUCGGCCACUGAACUUCUUCUGCCUGCCAAAAAUGGCAAAGACAGUUUCUUCGGGGCUCCCACAAAGCCAAAUAUUUUGAAUGAUAGCAUGACGGAUAAUGUGUCUCAAGAAGGAGCUCGUCAACAAGCAGGAAAAGACAAGCCCUGUCUAUCCUCCCAGAAAGAAUCUAGCACUUCCAUAAACAAUCUUAAUAAGAUUUCAGACUCUGAGCUCAAAACCGAGAAGCCCCUUAACACAGAGCUGCCGCAACGUUCAUGUUUAUCCAACAUUCAGUCAAACACACCCAAGUGCCUUCAGUGUUCAGAGGAGGAAGUGCAAAAAUCGCCUGUUUCCCAUCGAGUAUGUGAAGUCAGACUAAUUAAAGGAAUCCUGAAGAAGCAGUCCAAGUACAUGUCAGGAGAUAAUGCAUGUGUGUACGGCGCCGGACAUUUGAUCUUUGCAAAACAAGUAGCCCUAGCAAUCCGAGAUAGUGUUGAGCUGACCAGGGCCAAAAGCAAGGAGCUGGAAGGCAACAGCGCUGUCAAGAAGAAGCUGCGCUGGUUUGAUGAGGUCCAUGUGGAAAAAGAGGACAGAGAGCAGAGCGUCAUAAAACAGAUGAAAGGCAGGUCCUCCGAUCAGUCCAAGAACAGUUCAGAGGACCACCAACCGAGUCUCAGUCCUGUCUCGGGGGCUGUCAGGCCUGGACCCGGCGUGACCCGAGCAGCCCCCACUGGUUAUCACUUUACAAAACAAGCCUGGGCAGAUGUCGGGGUUCAAGUCAGUUUGCCUCCAGAACGUGCAGACGAGGUCAAGGCGCCGCAGAGCUACACCAGAACCGGCGGCCCCCAAGUCCCUCCGAGAGAGCGCUGUGUCAAAGCUGAAACGGGUCCUGUUUCUUCGAGGACCAGAAAGGGCACCAACAUACGACCUCAGUCUGCCUCGGAGGUGAGUCAAAUUGCCAAGACCCAAGGGAAGGUGGUGGUGCCCCGCCCACCUCCUCCCAGGACGGACUCGGCAGAAGAACAGACGGCGUUCGUCACCAAGGCUCCAUAUGGGACAGAUCCGGCAGGCGUCAACUAUAAACAACCCCCGGCUGCCGAGCUGCACAAAGAAAACCCAGAGAGCUGCUUCCCACCCCACACGUAUCACGAAAUCAGAACAGAUAGUCAUGUUUUAUACACACCGCUGACACCCUCGUAUACCUGCCCAGUCUCAGAUGGAAACACAAAGAGCAAACCCAGAUCCAGCCAUCAGGAAACCCAGAGCUGCAACAGAAGACGAGGGAUGGCGCUCAAUGAAAAGGGCCCUUGUUUAAAUUGCACUCCCACAGAUGAGGAGAUCUCACAGCUCUGGCAUGGUGUCCGCAGUGCCUUAGCCACCAAAGACGUGAAGAAUGCUGUGAAAAUGCAGGCUGUGGACAGUGUACGAUCUGGGAGGAAAGUCGGAGUGGAUACUAGCAAACCUGCACCGGUUUCAGGCAACAGAAGAACACCUCUGUCGUCUCAGCUGAUAAAGCAGACUGUCGACCCAGUUAGACCUUUUCCCAGUACGCAUGACAUGGCCUUUCAAGAAGAAGCUUUAAAGAGCGCCGCCCAGUUACACAGUGAUGGAGUGCACGCUGGCGGCCUAAUGGAAGACAGGGAUGCUAUGGCUGCCAUAGAAACAACCCAAACACUGAGGCCUGGAACAGUGCUGCAGCGCGGCCAACAACAAGGAUUUAGCAGCAUUUCAGUGGAAGAACAGAAAAUCCUCCUCUCCCUGGACAGACUAAACCAGCAGCUGUACUGUGUGCAGGAACACUCCGCUGCCUCGCGAGGCCUCGUACGUCUUGAUGUUCCGACGACCAAAGAAGCGAACGCCAAAAACCAUCAAAAACAUCAUCCGUCCUCAUCUACCAGCCGCUCUCAGUACCACAAGAAAUUUUGACUUACAGCCGCUCGGCCCAGAGCGGCUUUUACUUCCAGCGGUGCUUCAUACCCGUUGUAACCGAGCACUUUAUUAUCCACUAAAGUAGGAUCAUUCGCUUACGAAACAAAAUGUGCCUAAUGGAGUAGCUUAAGAACAAAGACGCUCGCAGUAGAAGUCCAAGAAAGAAAUAAAAACCACAUGUGGAAAAUGAUAUUCACAUUAUUUUUGUACUUUCCAACUGCUUCAAGGAGGACACAUGGUCAUAAAACAGUUAGAAAUACAGUCCUGUGCAAAAGUCCUACAAUCCAACUUUAGGUUUGUUGGUUUAACCCAUAAAGAUCCCAAACCAUCUACUGAUCUAAAUUAUUUAAUACCUGCUAAAUUCUAUCAAUACUAGU
Molecule: messenger RNA, 3750 nt
Organism: Sphaeramia orbicularis (orbiculate cardinalfish)
Lineage: Eukaryota; Metazoa; Chordata; Actinopteri; Kurtiformes; Apogonidae
Gene: cep126
Product: centrosomal protein 126
Exons: 11
Coding region: 299-3370 (1023 amino acids)
Biological process (GO): non-motile cilium assembly; cytoplasmic microtubule organization; mitotic spindle organization
Cellular component (GO): ciliary base; centrosome
Source: RefSeq, a predicted model, not a curated record